Molecule: messenger RNA, 1996 nt
Organism: Chara braunii
Lineage: Eukaryota; Viridiplantae; Streptophyta; Charophyceae; Charales; Characeae
Source: the annotation of a GenBank genome assembly
AGCUGACAGGAUCUUGUUAAGAUUCUGUGGUCCUUGGAUCGAGAAAGUUCUAAGUUGAGUCAGUCAAGGGUGUGAGUCUAAGUGGCGAGGAGGUUGAGACACGUAGUGGCAAGACUACCACCCCUUAUACGAAAGCUCAGGAAGAGCAAGUCGCCGUCGUACUUAAAGAGAGAAAAGAGGAGGAGGCCAAGAAGGAGUUGAUUAGGCAGACCAAAAAGUUGGCCUUACAGCAGGAGCAGGCGGCGAAGAUGAAGAAGGAGGAAGAGAUGGAGAGACUGAGGAAGGAGGAAGAGAAGAUGAAGGAAGUAGAAGAAGAAGAGGUAGAAGAAGAGGAGGAAAAGGAGGAGCCCUUGGAGAGGACGCACAAAGGAGAGAGGUGAGUUCAGUGGCACGAAGAAGGAGGAAUCAGGGCUGGAAAAGAAGAUCUCUGAGUGGGUAGCUAACUUAUCUUUGGGAGAGGAGGAAGAGGCCAUGUUGUAUGUUCCCCCAGAGGAGAAGGAAGCCGUAAUUAAGGAGUGGGAAGGGGAACAAGAUUCCUUAAGACGCCAGACAAUUGAGGAGGAGAAGAAGUUAGAAUGGAAAUUGCGUCUUAUGAGGGAGAGGAAAAGGAGGAUGGAUGAGGCGAGUCAAAUAGCGAGGGAGUUGGUGGUGAUCAAGGAGCAACGAGCGCAAAUCCAAGCACAAGCUGACAUACAAGGGAAAUUAGAUAUUAUGUCCAGGAACAUUGAGCUCUUAGCCAAGGCCUGGGAGGAGCGGUAUCAGUUUUCGAGAGCCCAAGAUAUGACCUUACACUCCAUACGCUUAGGCUUUCGAGAUUUCGCACGUGAGAUGAUGCGACACGUAGGUGUUGAGGUGCAGGCGAGAUUGGAGGGCACGGAGAAGUUUUGUACAGGCGCCAUUGAGAGCGCAAAGCUGGCUGUGCCAAAGGAGGAAGAGCUACGCCCCCGUAGAGAGCCCCUUAAGAUGAAGUUUCCUGAGUCCUAUGGCGGGAAGAAAGAGGAAAAUUUCGAUAAUUGGGAGGCGAAUGUGAGGUUCCUGCCAACAGCACAGUGGCGUACGCCGAGGAGGCCACUGCCGGGAUCCUCCUUAUCUAGAACUGUUGAAGAGGAUGAAGAUGGGGGUAUUAAUGUUGAAGAGAUGGCGGACGAAGACGUUGAGAGAUUGGCAGACAACACGCAAGAGGAGGAAGGCAUAGGAAGAGAACCGGGCAGGCAAAGCAAAUGGGAUGAAACUGGGCAAGCAGAAACAGAGGUUCCAAAGGACAGCAAAUCUCAAAACGUUGUCCCAACUGGUGAGGUUGUCGCUAUCUUGCAGAGAGCACAGCAAGACUAUGUUGCUUGCUUGGAUCAAGCCGAUGAAGACGCACUGGCAAUGCACAGCACGGGCAGGCAAGAGAGCCUUCUCUGUGUUCCAAUGGAUCGGCGAAUUCCAAAGAUUCGGUUACGCACACGACAAGUAUCACAAUUGGCAAAGCGAAGAUUCAUCGUGCGGAUUGAUGGUUGGGACAAAAAUUCGACUGUGCCUCAUGGGCACUUGGUGCGAGUCCUAGGGCAGAUUGGAGAUGUCUCAACAGAAAUGGCUGCCAUUUUGGUUGAGAAUGGAAUUGACGACAUUCCAUUUAGUUCCGGGGCAUUGCAAGAGCUGCCAGCCGACAAUGAAGAAUGCCCAUGGAAGAUCCCAGUGGCAGAGUGUAUGACAAGGAGAGACCUUAGAACUGAGCAUCGGCCUUUCAGUGUUGACCCGCCAGGAAGCAAGGAUGUGGAUGAUGCGCUCUCAGUUCGGACGCUUCAGAAUGGUCAUUAUGAGGUCGGCGUGCAUAUUGCAGAUGUUUCAUACUUUGUUCAUCACGAUAGCCUGCUUGAUCUGGAGGCUCGAGCUCGAGGCACAACUGUCUAUCUGAUUGGACGUCGUCUGGACAUGUUGCCGGCAACUUUGAGGUCAUUUGCUAAUCCUACCUCGCCAGCUUGACGGAGAUGAACAAAUAGGAUCAGUUUCU